AUGGCUACCGCUGUCUACGUCGUUUCGGGUGCUGGUGGAGUCGGUUCCUGCGUGAAUGGUGUCUACGUAUGCGUCGGUGUUUUGAACGGCAAGCCAAAAUACCAACUGCAGAACGGCCGCGCCAUUCUCUACUUCCAAGAUCUUUGGAAAAUCAACUAUCGUGACGACGAGUCAGGUUGGUACUAUGCCCACCCAGACGACAAGUCCGAGACACCCCCCUCAGGGGAAUGGACCACGGAAGGCUACUUCUUGGGCAACGCCGAGCCCCCGCCCUCCGUGACGGUCGAACUGUUGACGCAGGAAAUCUGGGUCUCCGGCGCCGGCUGCGUUGGCUGCACCGUCAACGGUCUGUACACCCGGAUCGACUCAUUGAAUGGACGGCCGAAGUACCAGCAGGUGAAUGGCCGCGCCAUUGUGUACUUCAACGAGCACUGGAAGAUCAAUUACCGCGAUGAUGUGUCAGGCUGGUAUUAUCAGCAUCCAGAUACGACGUCCGAGACGCCGCCUAGUGGCUACUGGACGACUGAGGGCUACUUCUUCGAUGACGCUGACCCCCCACCGGUGGUCGCCAGCAUCACGCUUGAGGACGCGAGUCAACAAGACACCGUUCUCAGAUGCGCGCGCCUCUCCGUGCGCGUGCGCCGUGGACCAGACUGGUGCUGGAAUCAGCAAGACGGCGGAGCAGGUCAUUUCGGGCUGACGAUUGAGCGAUUGAGCGCAACACCUGGCUGGGUCGGCGUCUUGUGGGACACAGGUGAUGAAAACAACUAUCGAGUUGGCCAUGACGACCUCCACGACUUGGACUUGGUCACAUCCUUCCGGAUAUCGGGAGCUGGUGGCAUCUGCGAGUUCAUGAACGGUGACUACGUGCAGUUUGACACCUUCAAUGACAGACCGCGAUAUCGCCAGCAUGGCGGGGAUGCCAUCUUAUUCUUUGAGGAGAACUGGAAGCUGGGAUCUCGGCUCGAAGCGGGGUGGUACUACUGGCACCCCAACGUCUCCUCAAAGACGCCACCAACCGGUCCUUGGUCGAUGGCCUCCUACUCCUCGUCUCCAGAGAACGAUUUUAGCCCAGCACCCUCGGUCUCCGAAAUCCACGAAGUGGUCGAGACGGUUGGCAGCGAAGUCCGUUCAGGCAAGCACAGCGAUACUGCGGACAACCAGAUCUGCGGCUAUGACGAAGACUGGGAGAAUCCGGAGGAGGCACAGAAGGCCAAGUGUUCCAUUUGCCUUUGCGUCGCCCGCGAUGCUCUCUGCCAUGGGUGCGGAGAGUUGUUCUGCGAAGCCUGCUGGAUCAAGUGCCAGGCAGAAGACGAGAAGUGCCCAGUGUGUCGGCAAGACGGCAGCACAAAUGUGGCGCCUGCUUAUGCAAAUCGCAGAGCUAUACUCAACCUCAUGAUGCGCUGCCCCAACAAGUGCGGGCAGUGUUUCAGCUUGCGCGAGAAGGAGCUUCUGGGGAGUUUCCGAAAAUUAGGGUACCCUAUUUUGGGGUCCUUAUAA
Symbiodinium sp. CCMP2456 is the source of this 1500-nucleotide messenger RNA. The record is from the annotation of a GenBank genome assembly. NCBI's taxonomy places the organism in Eukaryota, Dinophyceae, Suessiales, Symbiodiniaceae.